Molecule: messenger RNA, 1680 nt
Organism: Blastomyces gilchristii SLH14081
Lineage: Eukaryota; Fungi; Ascomycota; Eurotiomycetes; Onygenales; Ajellomycetaceae
Product: 30S ribosomal protein S2
Exons: 3
Coding region: 168-1349 (393 amino acids)
Biological process (GO): translation
Cellular component (GO): ribosome; mitochondrial small ribosomal subunit
Molecular function (GO): structural constituent of ribosome
Source: RefSeq, a predicted model, not a curated record
UGUUAACCCUCUUAUCUCGUCGUGUUUUAUAUGCCAUGGCUCAACCUGUGUUCCAAAAGUAGUUUAGCGUGCAGAAGUUGCUGGCCCAUACAAUUUCUAUCUCCAAAUCUCCGUUUCUAGAGGUAAAUUCGCUACCCACUGCACGUCUCCCACCACAUUUCCACACCAUGAUAAUACGGCGGCUAUUCGGACGGCAAAGCCUAGCUUUGCUGAGGUCUCCCUCAUCCCGAACGACGGCGUGCGGCCGCUUAUUCGCGACGGAUUCAGACCCGACUCCUCCUCCGCCAAUUACCCAGCGGACUGCUACGAGUCAGACAGGUUCUAUUCCAACCACUGUGCUGGAUGGAAAUGCAAAAUCGUCCCUGCCGGGACAGCAGACAGAGGAGAAUGCCGCGCCCCGGGCUGGCCGUGGUGACCCGGUUGAAAACCCGCAAGAGAUAGCUGAAGCGUCGGGAUUAACAACAGCACCAGCACCAGCUACUCCCGCACAUACAUCAUCCCCUACAUCAUCGUCACGGCCAACAAAGAUAGCACAGCCAUCGCCCGAAAAAUUCCAUAAACUCGGCUCCGUCCUCAAAGACCUCUACAGACCAGAAAGUCUAAUUGCAAACCCCCCCCGCGUCGAAGACAUAACCCUCGAACUCCUCCUCGCCUCGCAAACCCACCUCGGCCACGCCACCUCCCUCUGGAACCCAGCGAACGCAGAAUACAUCUUCGGCAUCCGGCAGGGCGUGCACAUCAUCUCCCUAGACGUGACAGCCGCCUACCUGCGGCGGGCCGCCAAGGUCGUCCGCGAAGUCGCCCGGCACGGCGGGCUGAUCCUCUUCGUCGGCACGCGCAAGGGCCAGCGCCGCAUUGUCGUCAGCGCCGCCGAGCGCGCCAAGGGCUGCCACGUCUUCCAGCGCUGGAUCCCCGGCAGCCUGACGAACAGCGAGCAGAUCCUGGGCCACUGCGAGAAGCAGGUGGUCAAUGCCUUUGACGAGCCGCUGCCGGGCUACGAGGCGCAGCUGGAGCAGCUGCCCGCGCUCAAGCCGGAUCUGGUCGUGUGUUUGAAUCCGCUGGAGAAUCGGCCGCUGCUACAUGAGUGUGGCCUGCAUACGAUCCCGACGAUUGGGAUUAUUGAUACCGAUGCUAAUCCGACGCAUGUUACGUACCCGAUCCCGGCGAAUGAUGACAGUUUGCGAUCUGUGGCGGUCAUCGCGGGGGUUUUGGGGAGGGCGGGGGAGGAUGGGCAGCGGGUUAGAUUGCAGGAGGCGGCGGAGGGGAAGGUUAUGUAUGCUGUGAAUGAGAUAUUGGAGGAUUGGAAGCCGAAGUCUGCGGAGGUUGCGGAGGCGGGGGCGGAUCAAUAAUUGAUUGAAGGGGAUGGAUGACGGGUUGGUGUUGUAGUUUUUGUAUUUUUUCAAUCUCUUCUUGCUUGUUAACCUUUUUUUUUUUUUAUUUCUGGCAAUGUUCUGGUCUGGUCUUUCAUGUUUUCUAUUGUAGAAAAAAAUAUUAUGUAUAAAUAGGAAUUUAUUUUCAUUUAGGAUUUUGAUUCUUCUUUUGAUUUUCUCUAUGAAUUUGUCACGGCCACUUCCUCCUUUUCGCCCUCAAGAGGCAAUACAGACAUGGAUGUGGUGGUUUUCUAUAUAUUCAGCCUGCUCAAGAUCAGUUGAGUAGACAAAUGGAACCCUGGACGCUUUG